AUGCCCUACCUCCCUCCCUUCGGCUUCGUGCCCGAGAUCCUGGCCCAGCCGGCCUCCGUCUCCCAGGGGAAGCUCUGGGAGCUGAUCACGUUCUACUCGGACCACCUGUUCUGGCUGCGCUGCGAUAAGUGCCCGCGCGGGAGGCUCCCCCUCCGCGCGUUCAGAAGGCGGAGCGCGCGCCGCGCGGGCCAGAUCCGCUGCCUCACCCGCUGGCGGGCGGAGAUGAUCGAGCUGUACAUGGCGCGGAAGGGGCUCCUCGGCCAGAAGCUGCUCCCCGCCGUCCUCUCGCCCCGGGACGGUCGCCUCCAGAUCCGGGCGCUCCGGGCCUUCCAGAAGAUCAGCUCGAUGGCCUUCUGGCGCGAGCCCGACCCGGAGAAGCGGCGGGCGCUCAAGCUCGAGCACGUCGACAAGUGCGCGGCCCUGGAGAGCUUCUACCAUGCCUGGGACCUCUUCGAGGAGGGCUACGACGAGUAA
Giardia duodenalis is the source of this 474-nucleotide messenger RNA. RefSeq lists its product as uncharacterized. The transcript has a single exon. The coding region runs from base 1 to 474 and encodes 157 amino acids. NCBI's taxonomy places the organism in Eukaryota, Fornicata, Diplomonadida, Hexamitidae. The record is from RefSeq and is a predicted model, not a curated record.